Molecule: messenger RNA, 186 nt
Organism: Meloidogyne enterolobii
Lineage: Eukaryota; Metazoa; Nematoda; Chromadorea; Rhabditida; Meloidogynidae
Source: the annotation of a GenBank genome assembly
AUGGCAGAAAUUCACCAACAAAAAUUAUAUCGCGAGCAACUUAUUAAAGAAGCAUCGAAAAUACGUUUUCUGGCCAUAAGCACUAUUGCUUUAAGUACAGUGUCGCUAGCAAGUGUUGUUCUCGCUAUACCCUUUUUAUUUUUAAAAGUGCAAUCAACGCAAUCGGAAGCAAAAGUUGUAUUUUAA